CGGGCGAACGGCUGCCGCGUCAGUCUGCGCUGAGUCUUCGUCGUGGAAGUUGCGCUCUCUCUUGGUGUGUCACGACCAGGGCAGCUGGUCUUAAACUGUUAGGGCCCUGUUAUCACCGCACAGAAGAGAAGCGAGAACAAGAUAUCACAGACAGAGUACAUUAGAUUAGUGCGUGUGGAAAUUCUCAAACCUUCCUACAUCCAACAGUCUGAGAUAGACUAGGGAAAUUAGUACAGCUAUGUCUCUGGAGGAAUCACGGAGAUCACAACGUCCGUACCGGUACGGAAUGGUCUUACUAUGCGUUGGAGCUCUCAUCAACUGGUUGGGUUUAGCAGAGAAUUAUGUUGAACCAGUGCGUUACGUUGGUGUCGCCUGCAUAGUAGCUGGAGCUCUGCUCAUUUGCGCCGCAAUGUGCUGUUGGCUACACGCACCGCCAACUAGAACGAGCACGCAUACGCAACACACGAACCAUCCAAUUACAGCACAGAUCGAUGACCCGAUCCACGUGAUUUCCAUCGAGGAACCGCCUGGCGUGUCGAGGCAAAAACCACCGGAUUACGAAGCGGUGACGGAUGCACCACCGAGCUACGAUGAUGCUAUCAAGCUAAAUCCCAGUCAAUUAAUCAGAUUGAGCAAUGGCAGCACGCCUCCGUUAUCCUCAGGACAAAUUAUUCCGACAACUAUCAGUAUCGUCUCACCAACGCUAACACCGCCACCACCAUACGCGAGGUGAGAUUAGAGUGUUGAAAAUAGAGACCAAUGAAUACGCAGAUCUGCGACGUGAAUGGAGAAUCGACGUACACCGUUUGAAUUGCGAAGAGCGAUCACGUCUGUGGACUGCGAAUAAUACGAUCAUACGACAAUUCCGCUGUUUACUCUUGUCGUACGAGAUGCAUAACGUAUAGCUGUGCAAGAUGUGAAGGAGAGAAAGUUGAAUUAUUCAAAAAACGCUCAAUGUUUCGACGAUCAAGAAUUGAGAGAAGAUCUCUUCGCGAUGCCUUAGAUAUCAAUUGCUUAGAUUAUUAUCUAUUAAACACUGCGUACCCCGAUGGCACUGACAUCGUUUAGUGCUUCGAAUGAUUAAUUCUUCCUUUGUAACUACGUUACUGUAUUUCCUGCUAUGAUCCAGAAA
Mycetomoellerius zeteki is the source of this 1132-nucleotide messenger RNA. RefSeq lists its product as uncharacterized. The record is from RefSeq and is a predicted model, not a curated record. Lineage: Eukaryota; Metazoa; Arthropoda; Insecta; Hymenoptera; Formicidae. The transcript has 4 exons. Bases 239 to 733 code for a protein of 164 amino acids.